ACGUGCAAGCCCACUGGGCCGUCUCGCUCUCGGCACUCGACGUGCGUAAAUAAACAAUGUGCUUAAAUCUACUCCGAGUUAGUAUUCAUUUUACGACGAUAAUCCGACUAGUACAAGACCACCUAUCACAUUUGGCGACGAAGGGAUAGUUUUUCUUCAGUUUACAGUAGUAACCGGUGCUUUGCACGGUGGAGGCAGGAAGCCGUCAGGUUGGAAAAACCGAAAUUAAGGCAGGAAGCCGUUAGGUUGGAGAAACCGUAACCGAGGCAGGAAGCCGUCAGGGAGAAAAAAAAAACCGAAAUCAAGAUAGGAAGCCGCGAAGUUGGAAAACCGAACCGAGGAGAGUACGAAUGGAUUGAAAUAUACAACAGAAACUGAGUCCUUUGAACAAAAUGGAAAAGUGGGAGAUUCCACAAUUCAAAUUCAGAUCGAUUCCGAACAGUAUUAUCAGAGAUGAGUGGGUGAAAUAUAAGCGGAAUUUCCAGUACAUCGCGGCGGCAAAUGAAGAGAAAAAUGCGACCCGGCUCAAGAAUGUGUUUCUGGCAAAAGCUGGACCAGAUGUCCAGGAAGUUUUCGCUUCGCUUCCGGGGGCUGAUGUGGAGGAGGAUAAAGCCAAGAAUAUUGACCCGUUCAAAGUGGCCAUCGAGAAGCUUGAUGAAUACUUCUCGCCGAAGCAGCACGAGGCGUUUGAGCGGAACACUUUCUGGAACCUGAAACCUCAAGAUGAGGAAACCAUGGAGAAGUUUCUGUGGCGGACGCUAGAAGUAGCUCAGAAGUGUAAUUUCGGCACCACGUUGGAAGAAAGCCGUUCAAUCGCUGUUAUUGACAAAGUGAUCCUGUACGCUCCGGUCGAACUGAAACAACAAUUGCUGCAGAAGGAAAAACUCACGCUGGACGAUGUUACUCGAGUGGUCAGUUCGUACGAAUCUGUGAAAAACAGUCGAUGCUGA
Messenger RNA from Culex quinquefasciatus (southern house mosquito), 950 nucleotides. RefSeq lists its product as uncharacterized. NCBI's taxonomy places the organism in Eukaryota, Metazoa, Arthropoda, Insecta, Diptera, Culicidae. The record is from RefSeq and is a predicted model, not a curated record. The coding region runs from base 393 to 950 and encodes 185 amino acids. The transcript is spliced from 3 exons.